CGUACAGAUUUAGGGUUGCUCAAUUCUUUGGCUCAGUUCGCGGGCUCGGCCCAGCUGAGUUCACCUGUCAAAAAAUGACAUCGCUUAAUGUUCGGCAAACUCAUCCGUCAAUGUUUCAACACUCACAACUAAUGCGCACUCCGUUCUGUUGAUUAUCGAAAUCAUUCGGUGCAGGAGAAGCUGUCGCAAGCGGCCCAGCUUAUACCCGUAAUAGCUGCUUUCUGAUCAUCCGGCUUGGGAUUCGGGAAUCUGACGAGUAUGCACAGACUCUCCUUGCUCUUGAACGUUCGCAGCCGUCCAACUCGCCAACUCCAAGUAGUACUCCCAGUGCCUUUCGUGCUCCCAACGCUUCGUUCGUGCCACCAUCCCAUAUCGAUAGCGAGCAGCAUGUGUGAAGCAGCGGAGCUGCUGGCCACGAUGUUGGGGGACUUUGUACCUAAGCGAUCAAUCAAUGGUAUACCCGAGGAUGGUUCGAACUUUUCUGUCUGGUAUGGGAAGAGUCCGAAGGUUGAUCGUGCAGUUGCACGUCACUCAGCUGCCCCAGUUUCUGAUGGCAGUGGUUUUGAGAACGAGUGUGUGGGUCCAUUGAUGCCGUCACAAGGAAAGGCCUCUCAUAUGGUAUCGGAGCCGAAGUUCAAGCCUGCGGCAAAAUCCAGGUCACAGACAGCUGUGUCAAUGGCAACAAUAGACGAGUUUCUGAAGCAGAAGGGUGAGUUGGACCAACAACGUUUUGAAGCUCAGCAAGAAUGGUUUGCUCGGGAGGUCAAUUGAGCAGAGCGCAUGUCAAAGAUUGAGAUUGCUCGUGCUGUGCUAUCAGCUCCCUCUACUGAAGUUGAUCCUGAUGUGAAGGUUGCAGCAAAUGGGUUCCUUUACCGCUUCUUUGAUACUUAACAUUCACACUACUAUUAGUUACCACUAGUUCGUGCAUCCCCACAUCUCGUGCAUCGUUUAAAACAACGCUUUUCUAC
Messenger RNA from Suillus subalutaceus, 968 nucleotides. RefSeq lists its product as uncharacterized. Bases 259 to 771 code for a protein of 170 amino acids. The transcript is spliced from 5 exons. NCBI's taxonomy places the organism in Eukaryota, Fungi, Basidiomycota, Agaricomycetes, Boletales, Suillaceae. The record is from RefSeq and is a predicted model, not a curated record.